AUGUCGUACUUAGAUCAAGACGAAUACAACUAUUUUACAUCUACAUCACAUUUUGAUAUUGAACCUUAUUUACCAAAGUACUACAACAAUAUUAAUUAUUCUUCUACAAAUCAUUAUUUUGUUCGUGCAUCCGAAUCAUGGCACUAUCCAACACAAUGUGAACCUUCUGGUUUUGAAACCUUUUCUUGCAAAGUCGUUGACAACGACAUGAUUGAUGAUAUUCUUUCCGAUGAACAUGUCUUAAGUGUAGAACCAUCAUCGCCCAUUGAAUUUCAUGCUAGAUUUGCGGCCGCAUUUGCACAAUGUGGAACCAACGCGAAUAGUUACGAAGGCUGGAAACUUCGUCCAGAUCGAAGACUUACAACACUAUUGGGUCUCACAGGAGACGGUCAGACUGUCACAAUUGUUGAUGAUGGUGUUGAUUUUUCACAUACUUUCUUUUCAGAUUCAACAGUUCCAAUUGAUGGUCCAAACACAUAUCCUACCCACAGAAAGAUCUACAAAUACGAGAACUGGACCAAUUCAUCCACUGAGUUUAACAUCAGUGAUCACGUUCAUGGUACAUACUGUGCCGGUCUUAUUGCCGGUACUCCGGAAGCCGACUAUUCAGCAAAUGCAUUAUAUGAAGGUGCUGCUCCAAAAGCCAGACUCAAUGUCAUUGAAAUCUCAGAUACAACAAUUGAUUCUCAAAUCAAUUUCACAAAACUUGCUGAAUCAAUGGACUCUGUUGGUUCUAAGAUCUCAUCGAACAGCUGGGCAUCAUCAGGAUAUUCACCUACCCUUACAAAUGCCUUAAACAAAGUUGCAUUUGAGAACCCAGACAAACUUUUCCUAUUUCCAGCCACUGGUAAUCUCUUCUCAUCGCCAACAGAUGCAGUUAAUGCAUUAACAAUUGCUGGCAUGACGAGACAGGAAAUAUCUAAAAUUGAAAAUGACGGAAAUUCAAAUUUAGUGAUAGUUAUUCCAACUGGAGAAAAACCAGCAACAUUAUAUAGUAAUGAGACAUUCUUUUAUCAAACGAAAUCACCAAUUAUUGAUUAUUCUAAUCUUUCUAUUUCAAACAUUAGUGGUGAUGGCUUAAUGAAGUAUUCAUAUGAAUGUGUUGAAAACAUUCCUGAUGGCACACGUGUUCUUGUUUACCUUGACAACCUGACAAACUGUUCCCGAACCGGUCCCAUUUUAAUCUUAACAACAUCAGAAGAAACAAUUAAUCAAAUGACAAUUGCCAAUUACACAACAGAAAUCAGAUAUAAAACAGAAUUUAACUGGGGCAAUAACAUUUAUGUAGAAACUGCUAAAGGUCCUACAUUCGACGGCAUAAUGAAACCAGACAUCACAUUCUCUGGAUCAGGAGCUAGAUCAGCUAAAGCUAAUUCAACACUUGGAGAUACUUCAUUUGACAGUUUAAUUCAAUUGGAAGGUGUAUCAGCUGCAACAGCACUUUCAGCAGGUCAAUUUGCAUUAGUCAGAGAAUUCUUCGAGAAAGGAUAUUAUUCUUCAGGACAACCAAAUCCAGACGAUGCAUUCAGUCCAUCAGCAAAUUUACUUCGAGCUAUUGCUGUAAAUUCUGGUCGUCGAGACACUUUUACACAUACUCUUGGCCAUGGUCCAGCAAUUCUUUGUGAUGCUCUUGGCGUUGGCGUUGAUCAUCCAUUCAAUGGCGGUGCCAGAUUUUUGGAUAAAGUUAAAAUAGGACCAAACGAACACAUUAUGUAUGAAUUUAGUACAAUAAAGAAUAAUGGCUUUGCUGUGACAAUGGCAUAUCUUGAUUUACCUUUACCAAGAGACAAUGGAAAUCUUGUUUACAUCGAUUUGAAUUUGAUUGUUGAAUACAAUGAUUCAAUAUAUGCAGGAAAUUCCAUUUACGGUACAGCAGAAGCAGAACAGAGGUCUACAAUAGAAAGAGUUUAUAUCCCACAAAUCGACCCUGGUAAAGUGAAAAUCCAUAUUUAUUCAAAUAAUUUCAUUGUCGAUGAUGACGUUGAAGUCACUUUUUCAUUAGCAAUUAGAGGCGGUUUUGACACUCAAAAUGAUACUAUUCCAUUCACACUUCAGAAGGUGGAGAACCCAACAUGUCCAGCUAAUUGUUCCGGUCAACCAUGUGGAGAAAAUGGCUUCUGUCAGUGCGAAGGAAACAGUCGUGGUUAUUUCUGUCAAGCAACGAUGUAUAAUGCAACAGGAAAUGUACAAAAUGCUCCUGAACUGGGAAUGAGCAGUUAUGAACCAACAUGGCAUUUCGUAGAUCUUCCAGCUGGAUAUCAAAUUGUUCCUCAAAUAUGGACAUACGCUCCUUUUUAUCCAAAUAUAGUAGAAAGAUACUUUAUCAUCGUUACACAAGGAUCAACAAGUCUAAGUGAUGCUAUAUUCGAGUAUAGACUCCGCGCUCAAUAUGGUCUUCAGCGAUUCAAUUUACCUGAGAUUAAUGCAGAUGCAGGCAGAAUAUUCUUCGCUAUAUUCUCUGACUCAAGAUAUCAGGAUAAUAAUGUCAUAGCAUAUAAAUUUGGCGCAGAAGUUAGAUGGAUUCCAACACCAAUGGAGACACCAAUUCCAAGUCCAACGCCGCCGCCAUCACCAACAUUCGCAGAGACACCAGUUGAAACAGUCUUCGAAACACCAUAUUUGACUGCAUUUGAAACAGCAUUUUCUACUGCACAUUCCACUCCAUUUGAAACAUCAUUUGAAACACCAUUUUCAACUGCAUUCUCGACCGCAUCAUCUACCGCAUUUUCUACUCCAUAUGACACUCCAUUUUUAACUGCGUUCGAAACCGCAUUUGACACUCCAUUUUCUACCGCACAUUCUACUCCAUUUUCAACAGCCCAUCAAACACCUGACUUAUCAAAGGCAGUUACUCCAUUCGAAACUCCAUUUAUUACAGCAUUCGAAACAGUAUUUUCAACCGCAUCAUCAACUCCGUUUGAAACAGCAUUUUCCACUCCACAUUCAACACCAUUUUCUACUGCAUUUGAAACUAUGUUCGAUACACCAUUCAUUACAUUCAAUCCUACUCCAGUUGAAACCAUCUCUCCUACACGUUCAUUAGCACGUACUAUUGCACAAGGUGGCGCCGCAGUUUCAACAUCAAGUAACACCGAACAACAGAAAGACAAUGGUUCCAGUUCUAAAUCCAAUCCACUGAACUUCAUGAUCAUUGGUAUUGUUUGUACAUUGAUUUUGAUUUCAUUGAUCAUUGUUGGUAUUGUUUUAUAUGUUCGUCACAAGAAGAACAACGAAGACAACAAUAGUAAUGACAAGAGUGCGGAAAGUUCAGAGACCGAUCCAUUAAAUGUUGAUGCUGAAAAGACGAAAUAUCUUACCGAAAUUCUUACUACUAUUGCAUAUGCAUCCGACACGGAUGAUCCAUUCUUUAAUGGUGAUGAAGAUGAAGAUGCAAAUAAUAUCUUUAUUUAA
Messenger RNA from Trichomonas vaginalis G3, 3411 nucleotides. RefSeq names its product proprotein convertase-related family. The transcript has a single exon. Gene Ontology annotation, molecular function: serine-type endopeptidase activity. Bases 1 to 3411 code for a protein of 1136 amino acids. NCBI's taxonomy places the organism in Eukaryota, Parabasalia, Trichomonadida, Trichomonadidae. The record is from RefSeq and is a predicted model, not a curated record. Gene Ontology annotation, biological process: proteolysis.